Messenger RNA from Soboliphyme baturini, 765 nucleotides. The record is from the annotation of a GenBank genome assembly. Lineage: Eukaryota; Metazoa; Nematoda; Enoplea; Dioctophymatida; Soboliphymatidae.
AUGCGAGCCAAUUGGGCACACAGCAUUUCUUUGUCGGUCGCAUACGCGUUGAUCAUUCAUCAGGGUCAGAAAUGGAUGCUGUCCCGGCCUCCGCUCCUACUUAACCGGUCGCUGAUGAUGUGGAACAUCUUACUGGCGUUGUUCAGCAUCAUCGGUGUCGCACGCAUGACCCCUGAGUUCAUCUACGUGCUGCGGAAGUACGGUUUUCAGUACAGUAUGUGCAACGCCAGCUAUGCGCAAGGAGUUACCGGAUUUUGGACCGAGAUGUUCGCCAUAUCUAAGGCAUUAGAACUAGGUGAUACAAUUUUCAUAAUACUGCGAAAACGGCCGCUGAUCUUCUUGCACUGGUACCACCACAUCACGGUAUUGGUGUACACUUGGCACGCGUACAAGGAUCAUACCGCGGCCGGUCGAUGGUUCAUCUGGAUGAACUAUUUUGUCCAUUCGUUCAUGUAUUCUUAUUACGCGGCUCGUUCGAUGCGCAUACGUCCACCGAAGUCGAUCGCCAUGUGCGUCACCAUACUGCAGCUCCUGCAAAUGGUCAUGGGUUGUUUCAUCUCGAUCAAGGCGCACCAUAUAAAAUCUGCCGGUGGCUCUUGCCAGCAGACGUUCGAAAACCUUUAUUUUUCGUUCAUGAUAUACUUUUCCUAUUUUCUACUGUUCUCUCACUUUUUCUACCAAGCCUACCUGCGUCGAGGUAAUCGCUACGCCGUCGGCAAGUACGAGUCCGGAUCGGUGAUCAUCGCCUCGGACAAGACCGAAUAA